This is a messenger RNA of Octopus bimaculoides (California two-spot octopus), 3048 nucleotides long. Its product is annotated as importin-13. Gene Ontology annotation, cellular component: cytoplasm. Gene Ontology annotation, molecular function: small GTPase binding. The record is from RefSeq and is a predicted model, not a curated record. NCBI's taxonomy places the organism in Eukaryota, Metazoa, Mollusca, Cephalopoda, Octopoda, Octopodidae. Gene Ontology annotation, biological process: protein import into nucleus.
UAGAUUGUGAUAAUGAAACGACUGAGAACACUUAGGUGGGGAGACAUCUUAUGGUAUUCCGACUUAAGUUUCCCAGCCUUUUCUUACAUUUAUAUCACUUCUAAUUACUUUUAAGCGUAUUUUCUUGUCAUUAAGAGAUAAUGGAGCUGUUCUGAAAAAUGGAAUUUACAUCAAGUAAUGUUAUACAGGCUGUGAGCCAAUUCUAUUUCAGUUCUGAUCAGAAACCUCAAGUUCAUACUUGGCUAACUAAAGCCCGGGUAGCACCUGAAGCAUGGGUAUUUGUUUGGCAACUUCUUGACCCUAACCAGAGUCCAGAAGUGCAGUUUUUUGCUGCAAGUUGCCUGCACCAGAAAAUAUCCAAGUUUUGGCAUGAAGUUCCUCAAAAUGAUUAUGAAACUUUGAAGACCAAGUUAUUAGAAAAGAUUAUCGAAUAUGCAAAUGGCCCCCGACUAAUUUUUACAAGAUUAUGUUUAGCAUUCUCCUCAUUGGUGCUUCAAACAAUACCUAGUAUGUGGCCCAAGCCAGUCUCUAAUCUCAGGGAAACGUUCAGUCAGUCUAAUUUUCCUAAUGUCAGUAUUGAAACUUUGACUGUUAUUCCAGAAGAGUUUUUUAGUGUUUAUCUCCCGCAAUACAGAAAAGGAGUUGUAAAGAACUAUCUCAGCAAUGAACUUAAGGAUGUAAUUACAUUACUUGAAAAUUUAAUGGCUUCUUCUCCAACUAAUAUGAAACUGGAAACUCUGAAAUGUAUUAAUAGUUGGGCAGAAUUUGGAAUUCCACUUCAUGAAGGAGAGGAGCUCAUUGUACAUCUAUUUAAGAUGAUGCAGAAUAGCGACCUGUUUGAAACAGCUGCUGAUGUUUUGUGUGCCAUCUUAGCACAUCCAGAUUCCCACAGAUUUCCUUACACUGUACAGAAAUUAUUGCCCCAUGUUAUACAGCUACAGCCUGUUCUAAAGAGAGCCAUUGAUGAAAAAAAUAUUGAAGUCUGUAGCAUAAUCUGUCGACUUGUGGUGUCCAUUGCUGAAACUCAUUCCAAGUUAUUAAUUAAUUCUUUCCCUAAUGGAGAUGAUAUACAGAAACAAAAUUCUUUGAAUCUCAUGUAUAUGGUAAUGGCUUGCACUGGUUUGCCUGGCUAUUACCCUGUUGAUGAAACUUGUAGUGAGCUGACCUUCACAUUUUGGUAUGCUAUCCAGGAUGAGCUAGUUGAGCUUGGUUCUGAUGCUGAUCCACAGUUGAUGCCAAUUUUUCGAGAAAUAUAUUGCAAAUUGGUUGAAGUGUUACUAACAAAAGUGCAGUAUCCACCUGACCAGGAGUACAAUUCUUGGUCAACAGAACAAAAAGAACAGUUCAGGUGCUAUCGACAUGACAUUGGAGAUACUAUGAUGUAUUCUUUUACAAUAUUAAAAGAUUUUAUCUUGCCUUAUUUAUGGUCUGUAUUGAACAAUUCUGCUCAAGCUACUCAUGAUGUACAAUGGCAGGUGUUUGAAGGAAUUUUUUUCAUCUACAGUGCCAUUGCUGAAAGAGUUGAAUUGAGUGAGAAAACUUAUUUGCCUGCGUUAUUGAACUUUCUACCACAGUUAACUUUUCACCAUCCAACACUUAUAUCAACCACAUUAGCAAUGAUUGGUUCAUUUGCUGAAUGGUUGAACUGGAAUCCAGAUGUACUUCAGUCUGUAAUUCCAAUGUUACUUGAAGCCCUACAGAAUCCUGAGGUUGUGACACCUGCCUCUUUGGCUUUGAAAGAUGUUACAAAAGAAACUCGAGAUCAUCUUCCACCUUUUGCACCCCAAAUUCUAACUGCUUGUCAAAAUGUUCUGGAAAGGAAAACUCUUAAGCCUAAAGAAUUGACAAGAAUGAUGGCUAUAACAGGACAUGUUCUCAGUGUUCUUCAGUUCCAGGAGAUCAUGUUAUAUUUGGAUAAAUUGAUCAGCCCCCAGAUUCAUGAACUUGAACUUCUAACAAAAGAAGAGCCUUCCAAACCUAUAUGGGAAGCCAUUAACCAAAAGCUUGAUAUGUUAAGUUGGCUAAUUUCCACAAUUAAUACUGAGAAAACUGACUCUGAACAGAGUGUGUCUGAAGAGGCUGAGAAAAAUUCAAAAUCAAACCAACCAAAUCCAGUUCUAGUUAUAAUGCAGCAUAUUGCUCCAAUAUUGCAAAGUAUAUUAACAAAAUGGAUUGCAGAUGCCACUGUGAUUCAGGCAAUCUGUGAAUUAUUUAGGAAAGCACUUAGAGUUCUCAUGGAUGGAUUUGCUCCAAUAGCACAAGACACAUUCCAGAUAUUAAUUCACAUAUGCCACACUUUCCCUCAUUCUUGCAUCCUUAGCUUGGCAAAACAUAUAAUUUUAAUGUUCCAUCAUAAUGAAAGUCUCAAAUCUUCAGUCAAAGAACUUUUAGCAGUUCUCACUUCUCAAAGUCUGGCACUAUUGCAAAUUGAAUUUCGAGAACAUACUGAUAUUGUUGAAGGUCUUAUGAAUCUUUGGGCUCAGGUAAUCAAAAAGUCUCGUCAUUUGAUUUGUGAACAAGGAAAUUUUGACAUUGACAGUCUAUUUCAAACAGCUGUUCUUGGUCUUAGUCUUCCUGAAAAUUUCACUGUUAAAGCAUCAUCUUAUUUUUUACAAGAAUUCUUUAGUUUUGCAUGUGAAGUACCCUGGGUAAAAUGUGUUAUACAGAAGUAUAGCAGUAACUUAAUUGGACAGCUGCUAAAGGGUAUUGAAGGAGAAUGUCCCAGGUCAGUUCUUGAUCAAUAUGCUGAUGUACUACUUGCCCUAAAUAAACUACAUAUCGAAGAAUUGACAAAAUUCAUGAACAACGUCAUUUCCAGAGAUGAUAGACCUCUAACCAAACAAUCUAAAGAUCAAAGAAAACAUUUUUAUACUUGUGUUAUAAGGGAGAGAGUUAACAGAAGACGAGUGCGCGAACUUGUGAAAGAAUACUCAAUGCAGUGCCGAGGUUUAUUUGGUACAGAAUAUGGCAAUCAAUGGAGUCAAAGUAUCAUGGAUUGAAUGAUAUUCAAAACUGUAUGCUUUUUUUAAAGAUAAAAACUUGUAAAUA